Sphenostylis stenocarpa is the source of this 1467-nucleotide messenger RNA. The record is from the annotation of a GenBank genome assembly. NCBI's taxonomy places the organism in Eukaryota, Viridiplantae, Streptophyta, Magnoliopsida, Fabales, Fabaceae.
AUGGCGCUGCGAAACGGCGGCAGAAAGAUCACCUUCGAGGUUCUCAGCGUUGAUGACGAAUCGGAUCCAAGCGAACGCAGCCGCAGGAGGCGUAGGCACCGCGCCUCCAAGCGCAAGAAGAAGCUUCUUGAUCGCGUCGAUUCCCUCGAUCCGCAUUCGAUUCCACUGGAAAACGGAGGAGCCUGCAACGGAUUUGAGCUCGACGCUAAUAGGUACUGCUCUGGCGGAGGGAGCGUCGUAUUCGAGGAGGUGCGUGAGGCGAGUGUGUGCGCGGCUGAGGAGGCGAGUGUGUGCGCGGCUGCGGAGGCGAGUGUGUGCGCGGCUGCGGAGGCGAGUGUGUGCGCGGCUGCGGAGGCGAGUGUGUGCACGGCUGCGGAGGCGAGUGUGUGCGUGGCCGCGGAGGCGAGUAUGUGCGCGGCAGCGGAGGUGCGUGAGGCGGAGUGCGAGGUUCCGACGGCGGUGCGCGGUGGCAUCGAGGGGUUUAAUUUUGGGAAAUUGAGGCAGAGGAACGUGAGUUGUGGGAGUUGCGAGGAUUUCGCGGCUUCGGUGGUCCGCGAUGAGAAGGAGGACGGCGGUCUGAAGGCGAGUCCGGUAGAGAAACCGACGAACGAGCCUGAUAGGAAUGUCGCUACGAAAUUGGAGACUGUGGAGUCGUUGGACUGGAAGCGUCUCAUGGCGGAAGAUCCGAAUUGUGAGUGGUACAAUGGUCCUAUCUCUGCAUGCAUCACAUUUCAUCCCAUACCUAUAAUUCCAAUUAUUUUUCGAACAAUUGACCAUAUAAAAAAUGCUAUAAAUGUGUUAAAACAAAAUUAUGCAUCGGCUUCGAAGAGGGAAAUGGCUGGGAAAUUGACGUGGGGUUGGUUCUCUGUCCCCACUUACGUGUUUACAGUGGAGAAGUCUCCUGUAACAUACUUUUUGGACGAAAUGUACAAUGGGAAUUCUUUACGGAGCACAACAACUCUAGGGAAUGAAAAAGAACGAGAGAGAGUUUAUGAUACUAUCUUCCGUCUGCCCUGGAGAUGUGAAUUGUUGCUACUUGAUUGCUCAAGUGUGGUGAAUCAUAAUGCUCAAAAUGUUACUUAUACUCAUUCAUUCAUUGCUAAAUUCAAUGACAUUAAACCCAUCGCAUACUCCGAGUUUCUUGAAGAUCUAUGUAAACAGACUCUAAAUAUGCAAACUGAGGGCGCAAAGAAAAACCUGACUUUUGUCCCCCUUGCUCCAGCAUGCGUGGUCAUUCGAGUUCUCACUCCAGUAUAUUCUGCAAACCUUCCAAACAAUCCCCUUCCAUGGAGGCUUUUCUGGAUUCUGCUUUUUUCAGCAAUGACUUAUGUUAUGCUCACAAGUCUCAAGGUCCUCAUUGGCAUGGGCUUAAAGAAGCAUGCCACUUGGAUUCCUCCACUCAGCCCCCACUCGGCCCCCACUCGGCCCGAAGAACAAUUUAUGAAAGAUAACAUCAGGAACACUUGA